UCCGGCCAGGGCCUCGGCGGCCGCGGGCGGAGUCCCGACAAUUCGUCUGCAGCUGGCGGCCGCCGUUGAGCACGUGCCCUGUGCCUUGCUUUCCCAAAGCCCAGCGGUGCGACCCCUCGGAACGACCUGGCAGGGUCUCUGCAGUGUGCGCGGCUAUGGGGCAUGGAGUGCUGGACCUGCCAACACCCAGGGUACAUACGGAAGCAGUGUGGCCAGCUGGCAAGGUUAUGACAACUACAGCUACUACAACGCCCAGAAUACGAAUGUCUCUGCGGGAGCGCCUUACAGUUAUGGCCCAGCCUCAUGGGAGGCCACCAAGGCCAGUGAUGGUGGCCUGGCAGCUGGGAGCUCUGCCAUGCAUAUGGCCUCUUUUGCACCAGAGCCGUGCACUGACAAUUCUGACUCGCUCAUUGCCAAGAUCAACCAGCGUUUGGACAUGUUGUCCAAGGAAGGAGGCAGGGGUGGGACCAGCAGCGGUGGGGAGGGCAUACAGGACCGAGACAGCUCCUUCCGCUUCCAGGCGUAUGAGCCCUAUGACUCCAGGCCCUGUUUGCCUGAGCAGAAUCCCUAUCGCCCCAGCUACAGCUAUGAUUAUGAGUUUGACUUGGGGGCUGACCGCAAUGGUAGCUUUGGUGGGACAUUCAAUGACUGUCGGGACCCAACACCAGAACGGGGCUCCCUUGAUGGCUUCAUGAGGGGCCGGGGCCAGGGCCAGACCCGAUUCCAAGACCGGAGCAACUCCAGCACCUUCGUACGCAGUGAUCCCUUCAUGCCACCCUCAUCGUCCUCGGAGCCCCUGCCUGCUGCCUGGAAUGAGCUGAACUACAUGGGUGGGCGUGGUCUGGCUGGGCCCUCCACCAGCAGGCCACCUCCUUCCCUCUUCUCCCAGUCCAUGGCCCCUGACUACAGCAUGAUGGGCGUGCAGGGGGUGGGCGGUUUUGGUAGCACCAUGCCUUAUGGAUGUGGCCGGUCCCAGACGCGGAUACGGGAUUGGCCCCGAAGGAGAGGGUUUGAGCGCUUUGGACCAGACAGCAUGGGCAGGAAGCGGAAGCAGUUUCCAUUGUAUGAAGAGCCUGAUGCCAAACUGGCCCGAGCUGACAGCGAAGGAGAUUUAUCUGAAAACGAUGAUGGAGCUGGUGACCUACGGUCAGGAGAUGAAGAAUUCAGGGGGGAGGAUGAAUUCUGUGACUCCAGGAAACAAAAAGGAGAAAAGGAGGAUGAAGACGAGGAUGUGAAGAAAAGACGGGAGAAGCAAAGGAGGAGAGACAGGAUGCGGGACCGAGCAGCUGACAGGAUUCAGUUUGCCUGUUCUGUAUGCAAGUUUCGUAGCUUUGAAGAUGAAGAAAUCCAAAAGCAUCUGCAAAGCAAAUUUCAUAAAGAGACAUUGCGAUUUAUAAGUACCAAAUUGCCCGACAAGACAGUGGAGUUCCUCCAGGAGUACAUCAUAAACAGGAAUAAGAAAAUUGAGAAACGGCGCCAGGAAUUGUUGGAGAAGGAAAGCCCAAAACCCAAACCAGAUCCAUUUAAAGGGAUUGGCCAGGAGCAUUUCUUCAAGAAGAUUGAAGCCGCACACUGCAUGGCCUGUGACAUGCUGAUUCCUGCACAGCACCAGCUCCUCCAGCGGCAUCUGCACUCUGUGGACCAUAACCAUAACCGAAGGUUGGCUGCUGAGCAGUUCAAGAAAACAAGUCUCCAUGUGGCUAAGAGUGUUUUGAACAAUAAACAUAUAGUGAAGAUGCUGGAAAAAUACCUCAAGGGUGAGGAUCCUUUUGCCAAUGAAACAGUUGAUCUUGAGACAGAAGGAGAUGACAAUGUUGGAGGGAAGGAAGAGACUCCAGAGGAAGUAGCUGCAGAAGUCUUAGCAGAGGUGAUUACAGCAGCCGUGAGAGCUGUAGAGGGGGAAGGAGAGCCAGCUGUAGAGCGUAAUGAAGUUCUAGCUGAAAAGGAAGGCCCUGUGGACACAACAGAGACCAGUGGUGACCCCCACACUGAAAAGUCGCUGGGAGAGCAGACCUGUGAAACAGCGUCUGAAAAUAGGAACACCGAAGACAAAGCUAGAAGCGAGGCCACUGAGGCCAGAAAUGAAGCAUUCAUAGCUGCAACAGAGAGCACCAUACCUGUUACAGCUAUCCCAGGAAUCAUGGACGAUGAAAUGGAGCAAACUGAUGCAGACUCUAAAGAUACCCCCACGGAAUGACCUCUUUCUCUCUGUUCAAAGGGAUGUGUUUUGUUUUCUCUUUGAUUUAUAAGCAGUACUAGGGUGUGUGUUACUUGGUGGAAAGACUCAGCCAUUUCCUUCCAAUGUACCUCAAGGGCUGAUGCUGUACAGUGGAUGGCUUCCCACCUCUGUUAGAAUACAAAAAGAGGUAAACAUUUCCCAAGUGGCCUUUGGCUGUCUGCACUGCAGUUAGACUAAUAAAGUAGAUCUUCCUGAUGCUUGGUAAAUACAGCAACUGACAGAAUGUGGGGUUUGUUUUGUGGGGUUUGUCUUUUGCUUGGGAAACAGCUUGAUGAUAGGAAUAUAACUUGCUCAAGUUUUUUUUGUUUUUUUUUUUGUUUUUUUUUUUUUUUAAUUAUUUAGGGGGAUUCCCUUAUUUACCUUCAUGGUAUGUGGAACAUAAUGGUUCGAACAUCCAUGUGGGUGAGAGCUUUUCAAGACACUGUAGACCAGGCUGGAACUCAGAGAUCCACCUGUCUGCCUCCUGCGUGCUGGGAUUAAAGGUGUGCACCGCUAUUGCUUGGCGACAUUUUUUUUUUUAAUUCGAUUGGUUACUUUAACUUUGGCAUUGAGAUAGCAUAUUGCUUGGCCCACACUGACCUCAGAACUCAAUCCUCCUGUCUCAGCCCUGGAAUACUGGGACCGUGUGUAUACAGCCAUGACCAGCUGGAUUUUGGUUAUUAUAAUGUGCUGUAUUCUAUGUUCCCUCUCUGUCAUAAUCACAGCAUUGGCCUUGGCCUGUGCAUGAGGUCUGAGAAAGCCCCUGGAGCUUUCCAUAGGUUGUGCUUGCUGAUCAGUUUCAUGUUGAGCCCUUUGGGGGGGGGGGGGUCGAGACAGGGUUUCUCUGUAGCCUUAGAGCCUGUCCUGGAACUCUUGUAGACCAGGCUGGCCUUGAACUCACAGGCCACCUGUUGCCUCUGCCUCCCGAGUGCUAGGAUUAAAAGCAUGCGCCACCACUGCCUGGCUCAUGUUUUACCUCUUUGUGUUCCAUCUCACCAUUAAUGCAGGAUGUUAGUUUUGUUGUCUCUUAAUUCCAUUAUUCCCACAUACAAGUUUUUAGGAAGAAAGCAUGAAAUUAGUCCAUUGAUGGAAAACACAUAUAAAUUCCCAUAGAUGGGCUCUAUCUGUAAAAAGCUCAUACAGUUAAUGAAGAUAUUUCCCGUUCCAAGCAAUAGUUUGGUAGUUCUGAAUCUGAAAAAGGAAGUAUGUUUAAGGUAGCAUGUACCAAGUUUUUUAGGAUCAGAAUGAUUUUUUUUUCCUUUUGAAAUUACAAUGUUGUUUCCAUCCUUGGACGGUAUACAGCUCACAUCUUGGAAACAUCAGCCAGUGGUGAUUAUUAAUUAUAAAAGAGGCAAUAAAAUACUGUAGAAUUCUA
This is a messenger RNA of Alexandromys fortis (reed vole), 3593 nucleotides long. RefSeq names its product A-kinase anchoring protein 8 (gene Akap8). The coding region runs from base 356 to 2197 and encodes 613 amino acids. Gene Ontology annotation, molecular function: protein kinase A regulatory subunit binding; DNA binding. The record is from RefSeq and is a predicted model, not a curated record. Lineage: Eukaryota; Metazoa; Chordata; Mammalia; Rodentia; Cricetidae. The transcript has 14 exons. Gene Ontology annotation, cellular component: nuclear matrix; nucleus.